ACUCAUUUCCCACCUAAAUAACACACUUUCUUUCUCUUUCUCUCUCUCUCUUUCAUGCUCUAUAUAAUCAGUCACUCUCUGAUAAUCUCCCUACUCAUGGGAAGCAUGAACAUGAAGGUGCAUCAGCUCACACGUGGGUUCUGGGAUCAUGAACCCUCCCUCUCACUUGGCUGCAAACGCCUCCGUCCUCUUGCUCCCAAGCUUACCACCACCACCACUACUACUACUACUUCUGACACCAUCCCUUCCCUUGAUAUCAAGAGCUUCAUCAAGCCUGAAAGUGGCCCUCGAAAGUGUGGAUCUGCCGCCGGCGAAAAGAGAGAUACUCCUCAGGUGGAGGCUCACUCAGGAGGAACUAGGUGGAACCCAACACAAGAACAGAUUGGGAUCCUUGAAAUGUUGUAUAAGGGUGGAAUGAGAACCCCUAAUGCACAACAAAUAGAGCAAAUCACAGUUCAACUUGGGAAGUUUGGGAAAAUAGAAGGGAAAAAUGUAUUCUAUUGGUUUCAAAACCAUAAAGCAAGAGAGAGACAGAAACAGAAGAGAAACAGUCUUGGUCUCACCCAUUCUCCAAGGACUCCUGCUUCUGUGGUCACAACUAUAGCCUUAGAUGCUGAUAGAGAAAUGGAAAGAGAAGAAGAGAGCCAGUACUACUACAAAAAGAAGCAAAGAAGCUGGGGGGUGGAGUGGUGUGUGGAGGAAGAGGAGGAGGAGGAGGAGGAGAGCAAGUGGAGUAGUGGAAGAGAAGAGGGAAAUGAUAAGACUCUGGAGCUAUUCCCUUUACACCCAGAAGGCAGAUGAAAGAGAGAGUAGCCAGUUCUUCAAGUUCCCAAAAAUUUAAUCUCUUAAAUUUCAUGUGAAUUUACUUUGCUUUUCUUUCUGUCUCUCUCUCUCUUUCUUUGCUUUGGGAAAGAAGAAAGCGAAGCUGAGUGAGCUCUCUGUUGUAAAACUGCAGUGUACCCUAUAUUUCAA
Messenger RNA from Telopea speciosissima, 972 nucleotides. RefSeq names its product WUSCHEL-related homeobox 4-like. Gene Ontology annotation, cellular component: nucleus. Gene Ontology annotation, biological process: cell division; phloem or xylem histogenesis; procambium histogenesis. The coding region runs from base 55 to 801 and encodes 248 amino acids. Gene Ontology annotation, molecular function: DNA binding; DNA-binding transcription factor activity. The transcript has 3 exons. NCBI's taxonomy places the organism in Eukaryota, Viridiplantae, Streptophyta, Magnoliopsida, Proteales, Proteaceae. The record is from RefSeq and is a predicted model, not a curated record.